AUGGGUUGCAUGUGUUGCAAGCCUUCUGCAAUUGAGGAUAGUAAUGAGAGUCCGAGGGAGCGUUUGUCGAACAAAGCUGUGGUUGAUUCGCGUGUGUCUAGUAGAGGGACUUCCUCGAGGAGGGAGGAAGUGUAUAGGGUGAAGGAUAGAGGUGAUAGUAACAAUGAUGCGAGAACGGCAUUAAUUGAUAAACAAGGACAAGGGAAUGGGUCAGUUAGAGUUCAUGGUGAUAAUUUUGAAAGGAAGAGGGAGAAAAUGGAGUAUGUUGUUGCUCAACAUCCAGGGAUUGGUACUGUUCCGAAAGCCUUGGAAGGAGAACAUGUUGCGGCUGGAUGGCCGUCAUGGCUGGCUGCUGUUGCUGGUGAAGCAAUCAAGGGAUGGCUGCCACGACGUGCUGAUUCUUUUGAGAAAUUAGAUAAAAUUGGUCAGGGAACUUAUAGUAAUGUUUAUAGAGCCCGUGAUCUUGAACAAAGAAAGAUUGUUGCUUUGAAAAAAGUGAGGUUUGAUAAUCUUGAGCCUGAGAGUGUUCGCUUCAUGGCAAGGGAAAUUCACAUUCUACGUAGGCUUGAUCAUCCAAACGUCAUUAAACUGGAAGGCUUGGUUACAUCAAGGAUGUCGUGCAGUUUAUACCUUGUGUUUGAGUACAUGGAGCACGACUUGGCUGGGCUUGCAUCACAUCCUGGACUCAAGUUUACAGAGUCACAGGUUAAAUGUUACAUGCAGCAACUUUUACGCGGUCUUGAUCACUGCCACAGCCGUGGUGUGCUGCACCGUGACAUUAAGGGUUCCAAUCUUUUGAUUGACAACAAUGGAGUAUUGAAAAUUGCUGACUUUGGUUUGGCGAGCUUUUUUGAUCCCAAUCUAAAUCAGCCACUCACAAGCCGAGUUGUCACUCUUUGGUAUAGGCCACCUGAGCUUUUACUUGGAGCUACUUAUUAUGCCACUGCUGUAGAUUUAUGGAGUACAGGUUGCAUACUUGCUGAGCUGUAUGCUGGCAAGCCUAUAAUGCCUGGUAGAACUGAGGUGGAGCAAUUACAUAAAAUUUUUAAACUUUGUGGUUCGCCUUCUGAGGACUAUUGGAGAAAAUCAAAAUUGCCUCAUGCAACUAUAUUUAAGCCUCAACAACCCUAUAGGCGUUGUGUUGCUGAAACAUUCAAGGACUUUCCUGCACCUGCAAUAGACCUGAUAGAGACACUCUUGUCCAUAGACCCUGCUGAUCGUGGAACUUCAGCAUCUGCUUUGAUGAGUGAGUUCUUCUCAAUAAAGCCUCUACCAUGUGAUCCUUCAAGCUUGCCAAAGUAUCCUCCUAGCAAAGAAUUUGAUGCCAAAGUACGGGACGAAGAAGCUAGACGACAAGGGGCAACAGGAAGCAAAGGCCAGAGACAUGAUCCUGAGAGAAGAGGUGUAAGAGAAUCUCGGGCUGUACCUGCACCUGAUGCCAAUGCUGAACUAGUUGUGUCAAUGCAGAAGAGACAAGGUCAGAACUAUUCUCAAAGUAGAAGUGAGAAGUUUAACCCUCAUCCUGAAGAAGCUGCUUCUGGAUUUCCUAUUGAACCCCCUAGACCAUCACAAGUUGCAGAAGCAAGUGUUGAUCCCCAAGCAAAUCAACAUAAAAGAGCCUCACAUUCAGGUCCACUUACUCACCGUGCUGCUUGGGCGAAAGCUGGGAAGAACCAGGACGAUGCUCCAAAGAUUUCAGUGGGGGGUGACUUAUCUACAAUCUCGGGCUUAGUUGCAGCCAGGAGGAGUAUGCUGUCUGAUGAUCGCAGAGAAAGUUCUGGAUCAUCACAAGUGGAGGCUCCAAAACUAAUUACUAGGUUCCCAGGUUCCUUCAAAGAGGCCUCUGAAUCAUUGAUGCAACAAAAUCAAAAUCAGAAGCAUCAUGUACAUGCUUCUCAAAAGGAAGAAGCGAAAGGCAACAACAAAGACCCAAAUGUUGCUGGUUAUGGUUCAAAAGGUUAUAAAAUUCAUUAUUCUGGUCCAUUGCUAGUUCCAUCAAGCAACAUGGACCAGAUGUUGAAAGACCAUGACCGCCAAAUUCAAGAAGCGGUCCGAAGAGCACGUCUAGACAAGGCAAAAAUGCGAAGACUCCAAGCUGAAGGGAACCAGAUAAGCAAUUCUUUAUUUGUUUCCGGCCGUUGA
Messenger RNA from Lathyrus sativus (Indian pea), 2142 nucleotides. Lineage: Eukaryota; Viridiplantae; Streptophyta; Magnoliopsida; Fabales; Fabaceae. The record is from the annotation of a GenBank genome assembly.